UCUUCUGGAAAGUCCUCCUGAUAUUAAACAGCAGAGCUAACUAGCUAAGUCACUUAGCUUUCGAUAACGUCUGUAAAGUUGUUUCCAAGUGAUCUUUUAAAGCAAUAUUGAGAGGUUCACCGUCUUCCGUGUGAUAUAUUUCAUCAUGGUUAACUUUAAAAAGUUCCGCUCUUUCUGCAGCUUGUUUUGGUCCGUUUUCGUGGCAUAGUUGGAAAGCUAACGCUGUUAGCCAAGCAUUUUGGUCUUCCUAACAAAAAAGCCUAGCCUCCUGUGAGCCUUGUGGGACGGCAGAAGAUCGUAACUGUGAUCGCUGGAUUUUUUUUGACAGCAAAACACUGAAAAUGUCUAUUUUAGGGCUUAAAAAGAAACAGCCAAAGACUUUUAAAGUCAAAGUUGUCACCAUGGAUGCUGAGAUGGAGUUCAGCUGUGAGGUGAAGUGGAAAGGCAAAGACCUUUUUGACUUGGUGUGUCGCACUGUUGGUCUGAGGGAGACCUGGUUCUUUGGACUCAGGUACAUAGUGAAGGACACCUGCGCUUGGCUGAAACCAGAGAAACGGGUCUUGGAUCAGGAGGUUCCCAAGGACUCUCCCAUAACAUUUCAUUUCCUGGCGAAAUUUUUUUCAUCCUUUUUUUCCCCUCAUUUCCUACUGGCUCCUCUUGGAUCUCACUCUCAGUAUGGGGACUACGACCCAAAUUUUCACAAGCCCGGUUUCUUGGCCCAAGAUGAGCUUUUGCCAAAAAGGGUAUUAAUGCAAUACCAAAUGACAGCUGACAUGUGGGAGGAGAAGAUUACAGCUUGGUAUGCAGAGCACAGAGGCAUUGCCAGGGAUGAGGCUGAGAUGGAAUAUCUCAAAAUCGCUCAGGACCUUGAGAUGUACGGGGUCAGCUACUUUGCCAUCACUCAAAAUAAGAGGGACACAGACCUGUUGCUUGGAGUAGAUGCCCAGGGCCUUCACAUCUACAGUCCCAACAGUAAACUCAACCCUAACAAGUCCUUCCCUUGGAGCGGCAUCCGCAACAUCUCUUACAGCGAGAAAGAGUUCACAAUCAAACCCCUCGACAAGAAGAAAGAUGUUUUCAAGUUCUACUCUUCUCAACUGCGUGUCAACAAACUGAUCCUGCAGUUGUGCAUCGGUAAUCAUGAUCUGUUCAUGAGGAGGAGGAAGGUUGACUCAAUCGAAGUGCAGCAGAUGAAGGCUCAAGCCAAAGAGGAGAAGGCUCGGAAGAAGAUGGAACGGCAGAUCCUGGCACGGGAAAAACAGAUGAGGGAGGAAGCAGAACGAGCAAAAGAAGAGAUGGAACGACGACUCUUCCUGCUGCAAGAUGAGGCACGACUGGCCAAUGAAGCACUGCUGCGAUCCGAGGAGACAGCGGACCUCCUGGCAGAGAAGGCUCAGAUCGCAGAGGAGGAGGCCAAGCUGUUGGCCCACAAAGCUGCAGAAGCUGAGCAGGAGAGGCAGAGGUUAGAGGUCACCGCCAUGAAGACCAAGGAGGAGAAGAGGCUGAUGGAGCAGAAGAUGAGGGAGGCAGAGCAGCUGGCUGUCAAGCUGGUUGAGCAGUCCGAGAGGAGGUUAAAGGAGGCAGAUCACCUGAAACAGGACCUGACUGAGGCAAAGGAUGCUGAGCGGAGAGCCAAGCAGAAACUGCUGGAGAUCACCAAAACAACAUACCCUCUCAUAGCAGCCUACUCUACGCCCCCUGCUCCCCCCGCUGCACCUGAAGCAGUCGACUGUGCUUAUGAAUCCGCAUCGACACGCCUCGACUUUAAGGACUCUGAUAUGAAGAGGCUGUCUAUGGAGAUUGAGAGAGAGAGGCUGGAGUACAUGGAAAAGAGUAAACACCUGCAGGAUCAGCUGAAGGAGCUGAAGACAGAGAUCGAGUCUCUGAAGCUGGAGGAGCAGCAGCAGCAGGCCGGCCUCUACAACCACCGCAGUGAGGCGAGGGGAUACGUCCAGGAGCCUCCUGUCUACCUACCUCACAGCAAUCGCAACUCUGCUUACAUGUCUCAAAUGGCCUACUUUGAAGAAGUUUGAAUCUAAUCCUGCAAAAUGAGGGAGGACGACACUAGCUGUUGAGGCUCAGUGCUAUCUCUAAAUGUAUGGUAAAUUGACUUAAUGUACAGACACUUACAUACACCAUGACUAUGUGCUUUGGAAAGACUUUGAAAUCCCCCUAAACAACAAACAGCUACUACUGUUUUUACAGGCUGUCCUACUUCUUGGUUCCACCUGUUGCACUUCAGCACCCACAGCUCUGAAGCAGAGUCUUUAUGAAUAUGGAACGUACACGUGCAUGACACUGGUUCAUGUUUUGGGGCUGAGGAUGGAUGUAUGAACAAGUUCUGAUUUGCAGAUCGUGUUUUUUUUCUGGUUUUCAGGGAUACAUAGCGGAGAAUCAUAAUGACAAAUAACACGAGUGCCUUCAAAACAUUUUGGAAAGGACUGAAGUUAAAAUGUGUCAGAGACAGGUUUAUGGUAAAUUUCCUGUGUUAAAUGAAAUCCUGUAAUUUAAGUAAUUUCUUAGAAGACAAAAAAAAGAUUUGGCUCAUUUUCGUUCACAGCAGAAAAGGGAUUCUCAAAUGUGGCUUUUAAAAAGAAUACCUCAGAGAUAACCAAAUGCCACAGUUUUUAUACACUACCAAUAUAUUGUUGUAUUAGAUCUAAACAGAAAACAACAACCUAAAAUAACUCCUGAUGGAUGAAAUGUAGAUUGGAAAUGAUAAUCGUCAACUCGCUUAUAAAACUUCUUUUGUAAAAGUGAGAAUUGCAAAUUUAGCAGACUUGUGCAGGGAAAGUGUCAAGAUGUGACACCAUAAACAUUUCAAAUGCAGUGUUUUUCUUUGUUUCUCAUGUGUAUUUGCUUUUUUUUCUGUUACUUGGUCCAUACAUGCCUUUACUGACAUCCACAGAGUGCCUUUUUUUAGUUUUUAGUGCCUCAUUAUGAUGGUUACAAAGUCAACCAUUUCAACCUUUUGUGUUUUGUGCUCUUGACUGUUUAGUGCCUUAACUUUUUUUUGGUAAGAUUUGAGUUACUUGGGUUUGAACUUGUAUCACGUUGUAUUUUACCUAGCCUUAGAGUUGCUUCAAUUUUGGGAUUGUUUUCAUAUCCAGACUGAUUUAAAGAAAUAGCAGCUUGAUGGCUUUCUUUUGUGCUUUUUUUAUCCUCAGCUUAUGUCCUUCUCAGGGUGUUGGCGACAAUCACUGCAGCUUGAGUCUCUGUGUGUGUUUCCCCCUUUAAUUAUCAGCUCGAUGUUUACUUUUAAAGGGUUAUUUUAAAGCUCAGUAGUAAAUCAUGUAUUAAAGUCAGUACAUGCACUUCAUUUCACAAACACAGCCAUUGGUAAACCUGAGGCCAGAUGUCCAGCCAGCCAUCUGACAUUUCUUUAUUUAAUCUUUAUUUUACCAGGAAAAUAUUCUGACAAACAAUAUAAGAUCUCUUUUUCAAGAGAAUCCUGGCCAAGACAGCCGCAUAAAAGUUUCAAAGAGAGCAAAGACAGACAUGUUUGCUUAUUUGGAUCGGUGUGUUGUAUGUACUUCAUUAUGAACUGAACAUUGAUUUUCUUUUUGUUUAGAAAUGAGUGAGGGUUAAACCUUGGUCUUGUGUAAAUGAGAUUUUGUUAUAAACAUAUGGGCUACAUGACUUAGCUUGUAUCUUUAACUUUAUUUAUUUGUGCUAUAAAUCCCUAAAUAAUAUCAGCAUACACUCUUAUCAGGCCAGUCUUUGUGGGCUCUUGUUUGUAUUCAAUUCAGUAUUUGGUUUUGUUUUAUUCUGAAAUGGUCAUUUCCUGCCAAGCUUAAAAUUGAUUUUCCAAUAAGAAGAACUUUUUUUUUUUAAAUCUCUGUUCUUUAAGGGAUUUGGUUCAUUUUGAAGUGUCCCAAAAACUCUCGUGCUCGACUAGGUUCUUUUUCAAUGUUUUUGUAAGCACAUGUCAUUGCGUGUGUCUUUUUAUUGCAACAGUAAUCAUUCAUGACGGUUUUAUUUUCCAUCUGAUAUCUGGCAGACAUAAAGACAUUUUAAUUGAUAAUAGACUUAAAGACAAUUCUUUGAAAUGUAUAAUAUGCAGUUGAAUUUGCAUCAAAUAACAUUUACUGUAUUAAAAAAAAAAAUACAAUGA
Labrus bergylta (ballan wrasse) is the source of this 4114-nucleotide messenger RNA. Lineage: Eukaryota; Metazoa; Chordata; Actinopteri; Labriformes; Labridae. The record is from RefSeq and is a predicted model, not a curated record.